AUGGGGUCCACGCACACCCAGAGAGCAGUUCGUAUAGCAAACUGUAGCGGUGCCGAACCAGAUCCGGGAAGGCACAUGUUCAAUCAAGCCAAAUAUGGCCAAGUCGACGUUAUCACGGAGGUCAACCUUGCAAACAAUGCCGAAGCAUACCACAGGGGCGAGCACAACGGAUGGAUUCCCACCUGCUGGGAAGGCAUCGAGAUGUCCGUCGAUAUCAUCAACGAGAAACGGAUCAAGCUGGUGAUCAACGGUGGCUGUUUGAAUCCCAAAGGCCUUGCUGAGAAGACUCAUGAAUUGGUGACGUCGAAAGGACUCGACCUAGUCGUAGCUUACGUCGAAGGCGACGAUGUCCUCGACCGAGCGUACGACAUCCUGGGCACAUCAACAGAGGAGAAACUUCCCCAUCUUGACAAGACCAACUCGAACGUGCAGUUGGCGAAGGACACCAAAGCAUUCCUUGACGACAAGGAGCGCAUGCCCAUCGUCAGUGCCAACGCUUACCUAGGUAUUAGAGCAAUCCGGCGUGGGCUUGAUGAAGGCGCCGAUAUCGUUGUCUGUGGUCGUGUCGCAGAUGCUAGUCCCGUCAUAGCCGCAGCAGCCUGGUGGCAUGGGUGGGCUGACGAGGACUAUGGCCCGCUCGCUGGAGCUCUGAUUGCUGGCCAUUUGAUAGAGUGUUCGACCUACACCACUGGAGCCAACUUCGCGGGCUUUCAUACCCACGACAUCUCGGAGCUGCUGGACCUGGGCCUUCCCAUCGCUGAAGUAGAGGCCAAUGGCGAGUGUGUCAUCACCAAGCAUGAAGCGCUGAAUGGUUUCGUGGACGCCGAUACCGUGAAAUGCCAGUUGUUGUACGAGCUGCAAGGAACAAUCUACCUCAACAGCGACGUCAAAGCCGACAUCACCAAUAUCCGCGUUGAGAACGAGUCGAAAGACCGUGUCCGGGUGAGCGGUGUCAAAGGUGCGCCACCUCCAUCGACAACGAAGCUUGCAGUCUUCUAUAAAGGUGGAUACCAGUGCGAGAUGCUCUUGAAUGCUACGGGAUACGCUUCCAGAAAGAAGUUCGCACUCCAAGAGGCGCAGCUGCGGCAUAAGCUGAAAGAAUGGGGUCUCCUGGACAAGUUCGACAUCCUCGACUUCCAAUGGAUUGGCAGACCGGAGGCGAAUCCAUCCUCUCAGCUAGCUUCCACGACGUACCUGCGUAUCUUUGCUCAGUCCAGAGAUAAAAUCGCUUGUGCGAAGCUGCUGCCGGGUGUUUAUACGAAUGUGAUGCAGCAUUUCUCGGGCUUCCACAGCACGAGCGACCACCGCACAGCCAUGCCAAAGGAAUUCCUUGGCUUCUACCCGGCCGUCAUAGCGCAGAGCGAGCUGGAAGAAAGCAUCAACAUCAUCUCGAAGAAGGGCGACAACGUCCACAAGACUAUCAUGGGCCCGCCGAAGAAGUCUGAGCCGAUCGGAGAGCGAGAUAACUUCGAGACCGCGAAUCCGGUGGAUCUCUCCAGCUUCGGCGAGACGGUCGUGGCGCCGUUGGGCGAUGUAGCUUUUGCCCGCUCUGGCGACAAGGGCGCGAAUGUCAACUUCGGCGUUUACGUCCACACCCAGGAGGAGUGGGACUGGCUCCGUACGGUGAUGACCCGCGCGAAGUUGCAGGAGCUCAUGGGCAGCACUUGGGAAGACUGGUUCUACAUCGAACGAUGCGAGAUGGCUGAGAUCAAAGCCGUACACUUUGUCGUAUAUGGCCCGCUCGGGCGCGGAGUCUCAUCGUCCAAGAUCCUGGACGCGCUUGGGAAGGGUUUCGCCGAUUUCAUCCGGGACAGGCAUAUUGAGAUCCCGAAGAAGUUCCUUGGGAAGUGGGAUAGUCAUGCUGGGGUGUUGUCGAGGCUUUGA
Molecule: messenger RNA, 1884 nt
Organism: Saxophila tyrrhenica
Lineage: Eukaryota; Fungi; Ascomycota; Dothideomycetes; Mycosphaerellales; Extremaceae
Exons: 4
Coding region: 1-1884 (627 amino acids)
Source: RefSeq, a predicted model, not a curated record